Molecule: messenger RNA, 480 nt
Organism: Penicillium cataractarum
Lineage: Eukaryota; Fungi; Ascomycota; Eurotiomycetes; Eurotiales; Aspergillaceae
Gene: skpA
Product: SCF ubiquitin ligase subunit skpA
Exons: 4
Coding region: 1-480 (159 amino acids)
Biological process (GO): mitotic cell cycle; SCF-dependent proteasomal ubiquitin-dependent protein catabolic process
Cellular component (GO): nucleus; cytoplasm
Molecular function (GO): cullin family protein binding
Source: RefSeq, a predicted model, not a curated record
AUGUCCUCCCAAAUCACCCUUACCAGCAGCGACGGCGUUGAUGUCUCUGUCGACCGUGUCGUCGCCGAGCGCUCCGUUCUGAUCAAGAACAUGCUGGAGGAUCUUGGUGACUCUGGCGAGGCCAUCCCCAUCCCCAACGUCAAUGAGGCCGUUCUCAAGAAGGUCAUCGAGUGGUGUGAGCACCACAAGAACGACCCCCAGAGCGCCACCGAUGACGAUGAUAACCGCCGCAAGACCACCGACAUUGAUGAGUGGGACCAGAAGUUCAUGCAGGUUGACCAGGAGAUGCUGUUCGAGAUCAUCCUGGCUGCCAACUACCUCGACAUCAAGGCUCUCCUUGAUGUUGGCUGCAAGACCGUCGCCAACAUGAUCAAGGGCAAGUCCCCCGAGGAGAUCCGCAAGACGUUCAACAUCCAGAAUGACUUCACCCCCGAGGAGGAAGACCAGAUCCGCCGUGAGAACGAGUGGGCCGAGGAGUAA